AUGAGCGAGACAACGUUGUUAAGGUUUCUAUGGUAGCCUAAGUAUGGGAUAAUCAUUUUAUAAAUUUUUAAGAUGGUGUGUUUGUGCCUUGCGACGUGUUGAAUUUUAUUGUGUUAAUGAGCUUGUAUAUGGGAUUAAAUGUAAUUCAGUUAACGAGUAUAUAAUGAAAAUUUACGUUUUACAGGCUAUGCUGUUUGUAGUGUGGUUGUUUUGGUUGGGUUUCAAUUCGAGAAUAUUUUUACAUCUUUGAAUUUGGACAUCCAUACUGCUAAGCAGUUCUAAAAUCAACCUAAAUUAUCAUCUUGGUUAAGAUUUUAAAGAUCUCAAGAUGUCAAGACUGGACACUAAAACGUAUAGCCAAAAACAGGAGUGCAAAUCUAGCAUAAAGUUUGACCAGCUUUUAUCUGACAGUUGUAACAAACCUUCAACAGCAAAAGUGUCAAUGACAUCAGUUAGACGGUGGGGAAUGACAUCAUUUACCUCACUCCGGAAGUCUCAGUUAAAUGGACAUUCUGAUAGUCCCAUUGAAGAUUUUAAUAUCUUAAAAAAACCUAGAAUAGAAUCAACUGGAACAAGUGGAGAAAUUGAUCCUUUUAGCUUCAGCAAAGAACCACAUUUUUCAUCAUCUGUUUUUAGUUCCAAAAUUGCAUUACAUUCAGCAUCACGUAAUUUAUGUCCUGUAAAUUCUAAUGUGACCGAAGUAGAAAGUAAUAAAACAAGACCAAAAAAAUUUUUUAAGAGUAGUGAUCGUGGUUUGAAAACUUAUGGAUCUUUAUUCAAAACAAAUGAAUUUUUAACCCUAAAACCCCAGUGUAAUUUAGAAGGUGGAAAUUUAAAACUUGAUGCACUUUCCCUUGGAAAUACUACCAAAAAAAUAAUCUCUGUUAAGAACUUUGAUGAUACAAAUAUAUUAAUGCAUCAAAAUGUGACUACCCUUGUUCCCAAAGCAACAACAGAAAAUAUUCAACCAGAUCUCACCACAAAUAUACCACAUGACAGUGCUUCUUUUAAUGUGUGUGAAAACAUCUCAGAAAAUGAUGAUUUUGACAACUUUCUUAAAGAGGAUUUGGUUAUAAAGAGAAAAUCAGUGAGAAUGGGCAAAAAUUACUUGGGUGGUAUUUUUGACCAGAACAUUGACAUACCUCCUUCAACCUUUGACUCUCAAGACAACCAGUUGAUUAUGUUUACGUGUAAUGAAACUUCUGUAAAUUCAAAAUUGAAACAAGUGCCCCCAGUUAUUCAUACUUAUUCUCAAAAACAUGUAAAACCGGUAAUAAUAACUUGUGAACCGCAUCAUUCCUUGGACGUGAAGGCUUCAUCAGGUGACUGCAGAGAUGAAACAACCAAGAACAGCAAAGUUUCUGAAACUAUUACAAGUAGCUUACCUCAAGAAGAAUUUCUCAUAAGAGAUACCUCUGGGAAUUUUCAAGAUAAACCCAAACUCAUGACUUUUAGUCAGGGUGUUUCAAAUAAUCUUCAAGAUAUUACCAUUCAAGACACCUUUGACCAGAGUGUUUCAGAAAGUGUAAAUACAACUAAGUUACACAAUUUUGGCCAGAGUUUUCCAAAAGAAUCUAUGCAAUUGAAAGUUAAUCAACCAGCUAUGCGUUCAAAGAAAAUCUUCAGCAGCUCAAAAAAGAACAAAGCUGUGUACAACCAUAGGCAUUGGCAGUCAACUAAGGAAACACAGGACGUCACAGAGGAUGAGAAUUUCAAGAAACCACAACUAGUAAAAGAGUUUGAAGAAGUACCAGAGAUGCAAACAGUCUUAACCAGACUGGUACAUCAUCCAGCCAGACCAUGGCAUGAUCCUGUCACUUCUUACAAAUGUCCACGGAAAGUUAAAGAGCUGUAUACUGUAGUCAAGAAUGUGAAGAAAGCCCACCAAUGUCAUGAGUUUGGUGAAACACAGGAAUUCAAUGAUGAUGUAGAAUAUCUCUUAGAAGGUCUUCAGUUUGUUAAUGGAAUUGGAACAAGAUGUUUAAGUGUUCUCAGCCUCGCCACCAAGUGUAUGGUUCCCUCCUUUAGAAUUCAUAUUCGUGCCCACGGAACUGCUCCCAAGAUCUUCAGUGCCUUAAUGGAUGCUCCCACAGAGCCAAACCUUGCACUGUGCACAGCCACUCUCCUAUUUAUUCUCAGCCAGGACCGACUCACCAUAGAUCUGGAUGCUGGAUCACUUUCACUGAUGCUGCAACUUCUGGAAACUGACCUUGAAGAUGUUGAUCUAGAGCUUAUGUCACAGAGCUCCUCUGAAGAUGGAGAUGCCCUUUCUGGCAGAGUGCAAGUGUCUAAAAACCGAGAGAAAGUUGUACAGCUUUGUGAACAAAUGAAGCUCAAAGGACAUGCAAAACAUCUGAGUUUAGACAAAAUUAAUACUGGGAAUUUAGCUACAGAAACACUCUUGAGUUUGUCUUCCCGAAAAGCUGGUGAAUGGUUUAAAGAGGACAUUCGAACCCUUGGAGGCCUUGAUCAUAUAGUGGACACAGUUAAAACAUGUGUAGCAUAUUUUGAUCCACAAGAACCAUUGCAACAUACAGAGGAUGUCCAGUUGGAUAGGAUACGAAAGAUAGAUCGAUGUCUUCGAGUUUUAGAAAAUGUGAGUUCUUCAAAUUACCCCAGAGAUGAUAUAUUUCUAUUUGUACUGAUAAUGAAAAUCUUAUAUGAAGAUAAUUUUUUUUUUGUGUUUGUUAGAAUGUUAAGAGCAUGCAGAGUGAGUAUUCCUCACCAUCCACUCUUGUGUACACCAGCUAGAAGUGAGGCAAUCCCUCUCAGCAACCUUGAAGGAGUAGGAGCUGCUCUUUUAUCCUGUUUAUUAUCACUUUUGAAAGUUCUUCUAAAUUUAACUCAUGAAAGUUCCUUAGGUUGCCAGCUGGUAGGUUCUCACCCUGGCUUGUUGGAUUGUGCUUUAUUGUGCAUUCUUCAGAUGCCUCAGUAUAUGCCUCUGGAACAGAGAUUUGAUCUGCUAGUACUGUCUCUAGGCCUGAUGAUCAACCUGAUGGAAAAUUGUAAAGACAACAGAGAAAAAUUUAUCUUUGCUCAAACAGUUGGAUCAUUUGAUUCCCAGAAUGAUGGUGAAGAAGUAUCAGCAGUUGAAGCAUUUGUUGAGGUUUUUAUGGAUCGGGUAGAAGCUGCACGACAGUCUGAGGAACAGGCAGACGCUCUACUCAGCACACCUGAAGAGAAACAGCAGCAGGCUGAGAAACAAAAUACACAGGAAAAGAAUCAGGACAUUGGAACCACAACAUCUCAGUCUUUGCAAACAGAUGAUCUAGAAGACACCCUAAUGAAAGCACUUCAGAAAGCAGGAAAGAACAUGGAGCACAGUAUCAUUGGAGCUUACAUUGCCAUACUUCUUGGGUGUACUAUUCAAAAUAAUGAGAACUAUGCCGACCUUCUAAAAAGCCACAUGCCACAAGAAAAUUUCACUGUUAUGGUAGAGGUUCUGAGAAAAUUCUAUAAUUUUGUCAAUUUGACUGGGGUGGUGGGAAAUACAGGUAUCAAAUCUAUACAACGAGUGAUCAGUGUACUAGAAAGAAGCUGACUGAUGAAAGUUUAACAAACCAACAAGAUGAAUGGGACAUCUGCCAGAGUGCUAUCACUAAAUCAUGUACAACCUACCAAAGAGCCACACUGUUGUCUUUAGACGUUGUUGAAAUGUUUUCGGAUUGCCUGGCUUGAUGUCCUGCCUCCGCUUUGCACAGUUAUUCACAGUUGCAUUUCCAUAUCUCAUCCCUGUCUUCAAUCAGAGUUAGACAGCCACAAGGAACAAUGCUCACUAAGCAAUCAUUUUCUUUCAUAUUUCAUAUUGUCCAAAAUUCAGAUCCUGAUGUGGACAGAUCAGCAAGUAAUCACCUGUACCUUUCUAAUAGUUGUUAAUUUGCGCACUGAGGCUGAUUUUGUUCAAUUUAUGAGCUCUUGCAGUAUGUAGUUCUUUUAUGUAUAACGUAAUUCCUCUGCUGCUCAGAAGAUAUAUGUUUUAUUCAUAAGAACUAUCUUGGAUUUUAUAUUCUUUUUUUUUUUCAACGUCGUGAAUAAAUUUAGUAAAUAGAAUAAUUACUUGAAGUUAGUAUAUUGUCAAAUGACUUAGUGUUUUUACAGAAUUUACUCUGAUGAAAAAUUUGUAAAGUUUGUAAAUACUAAAGUGUAAUAUUAUGAAACAUUUUACAAUGUUUGAUACAUGGGAACAGUUUCAUUGGUGUAAAUGAAGGUAAUGGUAUAUGUGUGCGUGUGUAUUCAUAAAAACAAGCUGUAUUAGGCCUAGAAGUUAGCUUGAAUGUUCCUUUUAGUAAUGUGAUUUUUUUGUUUCUUUCUUUAAUAUAUUUAUCUUUGAGAUUUGCACUGUAUUUAUAGUGCUCUUUUAAAGAAUAAUGUUUGUUUAGUAGUCUAAAGAAACUACCUGAUGAGAGUCGAUAUAUAUCUUUUUGGGGGUUACAUUAGAGUUGUUUGUUUUGAAAGCUAACGACGUACAACUGUAAUACCCAAGAAUAGAAGUUAGUGUCUUAGUUUUCAAAUAAACUGUAUAAAUAUUUUUUUAAAUUAAAUCUAGAAACUUUUAGCUGAACAGGUAUUGUGUUGUCACUCUUUCUUCUUCUCUUUUGAUUGAAAAAAAAAAUUUACAUUUCUGUUUACGUGGUGUUGUUUGGUUGAUUUUAUUUUUAGUGUGUCUCAGAUAUACAGAACAUGAUUAAAGAAAAGUAUUAAUGUAAUUUUUGUUUUCUUCAAUCUUCAAUUGUAGUACAUCAGGAUUAAAUGGGAUCAAAAGUGUUAACUUUAUUUAGUGAUCUCUUUAUUUCCCAUUCUUAGUUUGAAGGAUUGCUGGCAACAGAUUCAUGAUGGGGAAAACGAAGUCUGAUAAUAAAAAAAAGGGAAGAAGGUUCACAAGACACUAAACAUUUUCAUUUACAGAAGCUUCAAAUGUUUUGAAAUAUACUUUUUUUAUGUUCAUUGAAAUCUGAGAAUAGUAUUAUAACGAUAUAGCACUAGUUAAUAAAUAUGAUUAUAAUAUUAUUUCGAGAUUUCACUAAAGAUGAAAUAAGUGAAUUCCAAAACAGCAAAGCUUCUCUAAUCAAAAAUGUUUUGUCUUGUUCAUCAUCUUUAUUAUUAAAAGGUUUCUGUUUUUUAUGUAUGCUGUUUCUUAUGUGUAGUGGAGAAAACUAGAAACUUGUGUCAUUUAAGUUUACCAAAAUUAAUGUUUAAACUGCUGCUGUAUAAAAAAUCAGACUUUUUUUUAGCUUAUCUAAACUACUGAUAAUUUUUUGUGCUUAAAUUAUGAAACUAUGACAUUUUGCUUGUAUAUGUUGAUGAGGACUUUAAAGAAUGAGUUAAUCAAAUGGACCACACAAGUUUUUCUUGUAAUUCAAAAUUGAUGUAGUACAUGGAAAAUCUUGUCAUUAUAAAAUUAAUUAAUUUUGGUGAUAAAACAUGGUGAAGAUUAGCAGAACAAGUUUUUUUUUUCUGAAAAUAUGCUCAAAUUCAGUUUACUGUAUUUAUAAAUAAAAUGUUAAAGUGUAAUAUUUGAUACUACAAGUAUUAUUGUACAAUGCUCAUUUUUUUUAUAUCAGCUUUAAAAGAAUAUCUCCUCUGUCUUGUCCUUUAAGAAUUAAUAUUAGAGAACUGAAUAUUUGUGUUUUCUGAAAAACAUUGUUUGAAAUCAUAUUAGUUUACUGGAUAUCUAAGUUGUCAUCUUUCUUAUUUUGGUUCUUUAAGGAAUAUAUCUUUUCAUAUUAGAAUCUGUUGACGUAAGAUUAUCGGAUCUUAAGGAAUUAUGACCAAGUGUAGUAGCCAUAUACUUUGCAGUGGUAACUUCUAAAGCUGUAUUUCAAAUGAUUUAAUUUCCUUUUACUGUUCAAAAUGCAUGAUAAAUUUAGUGGAGCCACUUUUUCUUCAAUACUGUGAAGAUAUGGCUCCUUGUUCAUGGAAGAAAAAUAUACAUUUUGUAGAUAAUAUCAUGGUUCUGUCAAUCAUACUCAUACAUGGAAAUUACUUGUUUUCAAUAUUCCAAAACUAUAUAUAUAUAUUAUUCAUAAAGACUCAGUUGUGCAAAAUAUCAACUGAAUAAAAUGUUUAUAGAUUC
Messenger RNA from Limulus polyphemus (Atlantic horseshoe crab), 6073 nucleotides. RefSeq names its product wings apart-like protein homolog. NCBI's taxonomy places the organism in Eukaryota, Metazoa, Arthropoda, Merostomata, Xiphosura, Limulidae. Gene Ontology annotation, biological process: regulation of chromosome condensation. The coding region runs from base 329 to 3541 and encodes 1070 amino acids. The record is from RefSeq and is a predicted model, not a curated record. The transcript is spliced from 17 exons.